Brienomyrus brachyistius is the source of this 5328-nucleotide messenger RNA. Its product is annotated as macrophage mannose receptor 1-like. The record is from RefSeq and is a predicted model, not a curated record. Bases 3759 to 4826 code for a protein of 355 amino acids. Lineage: Eukaryota; Metazoa; Chordata; Actinopteri; Osteoglossiformes; Mormyridae. The transcript has 5 exons.
CUUUAAACACUGUCUAAAAUUAUUAUAUACAAUUAUGUGUGAUAUGUAAAGAAUCAAGAAAAACUUUUAUUUAAAACAUAUUCUGGAAUUGUUUUCAAAUGAUGUAAUUUACUGCCUUCAAACAAUUAUUUGUACACCUGGCUAAUCAUAAAGUUGAAUGAAUAUGUGACAAUGGGGGAAUUCCCAGUCAUAGUAGAGAUCAUUUAACACAUAACAGCAGAUAGCAAUAGGCAGGUAAUUGAGCUCCCCAACAUGGUUAAAACUGAUGAAAUACCCAGUGCAUUGAGGAAAAGAAUCAUAAAAUUUCACGAUCAGUAUCGUAAAUUUUAUUGCAGGGCUGCCCAUCCAAGCUGUAUGUGUGUGGAGCUUGCAUGUUCUCAAAAUUUACCGUAGGUGUGAAUGUAUGUGAGAAUGGUAUGUGUCUACUGGUCUCUGCAACUUUGCUUAUUACCGUCUCAUUAUCUAUCAACAUAAAGAUUUUCUUGUCUUUACACAUUAGCACAAAGGCCUCCGAGUGUUCAUGAGUCAGUGAGCUUCCUAACCUGUUCUUAAAUUUACGGGUAGAGAACAGAGGCGUCAGAAGCAUUUUGAAUGUAGGGGGACACACUGGCAUAAAACUAAUAUUUUAUGUUAAAUGUGGGGGGGGCCCAAAUGAAUAAUUAUGAAAUGUGAGGGGGGACACGUCCCCCUCAGAUGUAAUAGUGCUGAUGCCCAUGGUAGAGAAGCUUUUCUCACAGGCAAUCUGAGUGGUGAAAGUGUCAAAAUAUCUUUUCAUAUACAACACAAUACGUUUGUGCCUGAAACAUACUGUAUAAAAACAUAUGACUUAUUAGUCUCUUAAUUUCACUAAUACAGCUCUGUGUAGUUUACCUCUGAAUCUGAAAUGUACAUCUCAUCAACUUCUGAAUACAGUAAUCCCCCACCUAUCGUGGAAGUUACAUUCCAGAUCUGCAACACAGAAAGACCAUAUAAACAAACACUUUAAAAAAUAUUUUUUAUAUAGUUUAAGCCUUAAAAUACCCCUCCCACACACUUUAAAAGUGAUAGGUGAAAAUCCGCGAUAUAGAAAUACCAUAUAAAUAAAUAAGCCUUAAAUCGUAGGGCUUAAAACAAAACGAAAAGUUCACAAAAAGUUUGCUCUCAGCAAUCGGAUCACAAGCAAGGUACGCAAUAUGCAGAGAACUGUGAUGCGUCGGGGGAAAAUCUGCGAUACAGCGGGGAUCACUGUAUAUGGAUCUAAAUUAAGUUUAAAACUUUAAUUCAUAUAUAAUACCUGACCCCUCAGCCAUCCUGGCAUCCUCACUGCUAAUCAGUAGUCCGUCAUUCUUUACAGAACACCGACUGACAGGGGACCGCUGGUCAGAAACUACAAAAUGGUUAAAUGGUCAUUUAACUGCAUGCUCAGAUCUGUGUUUUACUUUUUUAAAUACAUUUUUUCCCUUAAAAUUACAUGUGCGCAGACAUUGAUUCGCCAUGAUAAGCUAUAGAAGUAUGCUAAUAUUUGAAUUGGUUUUAUAUUUUGCAACAGGUUAACCACAUUUACCUGUUGCCAGUUGUUUUCGUUCUUUUGAUAAAAUCUCUGUGAUUUUGGCACAUUUGGCUGCAUCCUCCUCCAACGCUCUUUUUAUUCUAAACCUGGCCUUUUCUUUUCUAUACUGUUACGCUAACUGCUAUUUUACCAAGUUAAGUAAUCAGUAGGCUCUAGUGUUGGGAAUUCCAGCUCUUUUAAGAGAGCCGGUCCUUAUGGCUCCCAAGUGGCUCUUCAGAUUUGUUUGGUGUUUAAAUGAAUUUAUUACCAAAAAUAAUGUAAAAUUAUUAGUGAUAUGAAUUACUAUGGUUGGAAAUCACGUGCAAUCAUUUUAGCCAGUUCCUCAUCAAUUGUUUUCUGUUUUACUGGAGUCAUAGCUUUUUGCACAAACUGUCUCAUUAGGUUGAGACAGCUCUAGGUUGUAGGUCUGGGUGGUUGUGGGGCUGUACUGGUUGACGGUGUAGACAUUGACAAACUGCAGUAAACAAACUGUCACUUUCCUUAGUAGCAGGUUCACUUGCUUGUCUUUUAUCUUCCCACUGCACUGAUGGACAUACAGUUCUCAUGUGCCGAGGCAGGUUAUUUGUAGAACCUGUUCGAUAUGAGAUUUUAACCUUGCACACUCUACACUCUGCCUUGUAUUAUCAAUGUAAUUGAAAUGUAUCCAAAUUUUACUCCGUUUCCUGCAGUUACUCAUUUUGUCGUGCGCGUCUCCUUCUCUCCUGUUUCUCUCUCUGUGCGUGUGAUUGCUGUAUUUGUCUAUGGGUGCGUUUGACUUCACGCAGUCAUUGGCAGCGCUGGCUUAAAGCAAUGCAUUCUGGUCCCAACGCAAUGCAUCAUGGUUAGAUUAUUUUUGUCCGACUUCAGCCGACGCUGGAAAACGUCACCACCUGUGACCAUGUCACAUGGUACAAAAACCUCACGAGAGCAAGAAGACUUAAAAAUAUGUCCAAUGCCUAUAUACACUAACAGCAAAAAGCAAAGAGACAUUUCCGUUACAGAGAUGAUGAACUCAGGUGGAGUGAAGGAAAACAACAGCAGUGCUUGUAAUCGCCACUAAACCUUUACUGAUAAAGAGCUGGCGAGAGUCCUUAACCAAACCAGCUGUUCAACAAGCUGAAAGGCGAAGAAAAGCAAUGUUUUCAGCUGCUCCCAUCCACCGCCAUUUGUCUUCCAUAGCAGCAAGGCUACAGUAAAGCUAUUCAAGUUAAACACACAGAUAAACAUUCACACACCAUUCCUACCUCACCCACACUGUAAAAAAAAAAUCCGUCAGAAAAACGGAAAAUGUACUGGCAGAAAAUUACCCUAUCCCUAUUGGGGCAAUAACUGGAUCACUUUGCUGUCGUGGCUGUUGCAGAAUGGAUGUAAAAGGAGGAUUAAUAUGGUCAGCAAGUUUCAUCAUCACCACCCAUUAUUUUCUUUGUAGAAGUUCACAUUACUGUAAAUAUGACUGGAAACCCUGCCCUGCUAUAGAACGUACAUGUGCCAUAUUUCCUAUAAUACAGAGAAUGAAAUUAAGGUCAGUUCAUCCAGAUCAGAGGGCAGGAGGCAUUACAGAGACACGUGGCGGCUGGCAGGAAGGAGCCAGAGAAGCUGCUUUGUGAAUAUUGUACUUACUGGGACUUUACAGGCAUAAAUGUAAUGACAGACAUGGGGCGGCCAGAACAGCCAUUCAGUUAUGAUUCAUAAAGCCCAGGAGUAGAUAAUCAAAGGAGUGGGGGCUGCCACUCAAAUCUGUACGUUUAUAUUACUUUAAAAAUGGGUGUAAGCAAUACCAGACAGACAUCCUUUCUAACUGUGGGUCUGUCAGUUGAGGAUGUACACACAGUAUGUGAGACUGUAUGACUCUGUGUCUGAGUGCCUGACUGAGACUCUUAUGAUCCCAUCUCUGUGAUUGAAAAAGAACAAGCUAGGUUUUCACAUCUGCAAAAGUAUUUUGAGACCUGUGUGUGGGGGGGGGGGGUGUAUGUUUAAGGUUUAAAAUCCUGUUUCUUGACCAGGUCCUCACAAUGAUCUGAGAAUGCAAUCAAAAAAGUAAAAAUGCCAAAAGUUGCGCAUUUUGUUUGCUUACUUAUGGUUAAGGUUAGGGCUGGGUAGGGGUUAAGGGAGUCAUGUUGUGGUUAUAGUUUUCCCUAUAGAAAUCAAUGGAGAGUCCCCACGAAGGUAUAAUUGCAAAUCUGUGUGUGUAUUUGCUCAAAUGUAUGUUGCAUGAUCAGUACCAUAAUCAAUGUUUUCUGCAGCCCGUUGGAUCAGCAUGAUGGGUUGUAAUGUGUUUCUUCUGCUGAAACUUCUACUGAUUUCAGAGUUUCUCAGCCACUGUUCAUGCCUUUCACAUCAGUACCAUUUUGUAAACAUAAACCUGACCUGGACUGACGCCCAGGCUUACUGCAGACAGAACUAUACUGACUUGGCUACCAUUAAUAAUAUGGAGGAAAUGAAAAGACUAACUGAGUCUGUAGGUUCUAAUUAUACUGGGGAGGCUUGGAUAGGACUGAAGAAUGGAACAUCAUGGAGAUGGCAGUGGUCCUCAGGAGAAGGAGACACAGGGUACACCAACUGGUAUAUAUAUUCAACGUACAACCAGAAUAAUGGCUAUAACUGUGUUGGGAUGCGACCCAAUGGUUAUUGGAAUAAUAUUCCAUGUUCAUAUUGGAGAACAGCUGCGCAUUUCAUCUGUUAUACUGCUCCCACCUAUGAAGAUGGAAUAAAUGCUACCGGGAACUUCACCUGGAUUAACCAACAUAUGAAUUGGUCUGAUGCUCAGAGCUACUGCAGAUACAAUUACACAGACCUGGCCACUGUGAGGAAUAAAGAAGUUAAUAACUUGAUGCAUAAGAUGGUUACAAGUAAGACUUGGGUAUGGAUUGGCCUGUUCCAGGACACAUGGGGAUGGUCAGACCUGUCAAACUCCUCAUUCCGUAACUGGAAAAUUGGCCAAAAUGAUUAUGUGAAUAACGCAUGUGCUUUAGCACAGGUCACCUGGCCUGGGACAUGGGAUGUGACUCCAUGUGAUGAAAAUCAUCCAUUCAUAUGCUAUGAUGAUAACCUGAUCUUGGUAAAUAGUAACAUGACCUGGAUUGAUGCCCUGAAUUACUGCAUAACGUACCAUUCGGACCUGGUGUCUGUCCACAAUGAGGAGAUCCAGUACUGGGUCAAUAGGAGAGCUGAGAAGGCCUCCACUGAUCAUGUCUGGCUGGGGCUGCGCUUCUCCUGCUACCUGAACUUCUGGUUCUGGGGGUCUGUGAAUGUGGAAGAAACGAAUCUUCAGUGUGUCUGGAAUCGAAGAGGGAUCUGAGGAGCAGAGCAGCCCAAUAUGCAUUGAUUUGGACAUAACGCAAAGAAAUGCUUGCUUUCUACUGAAUUCAUGAUAAUACAAGUGAUUUUCUAUCCUUUUGUAUCUGCAUAAAAUAAACUUUCAUUUGUUCUGAUAAUGAAACAGAUAAUUACUAACUGCAUUUCAACCCUCACAGUGCUCACUGCUUUCCUUGGGGUGUUUCAGUUUAAUAGACGAUAAACAUUUAGAGGUGAAAAUGUUUUCCGUAGCCUCAUGAUUCCAGGGUUUUGGGUUUUAACUCUCUGCCUGUAUUUGUUCUGUAUUUGUGAAGCUUGAAUGUUCUCCUGCCAUUUGCUUGGGUCUCCUUCAGAUACACAAGUUACCCUCCACAACUGUUGAUAAUAACAUUUAAUAACAUACAGCAAAUUUCAAAUUAUUGCAUAGGUGUGUUGAGUGUUGUGUUCCUACUACAUGUAUGUAACCUUAGUGGAGUCAAUAAAAAGUCUUAUGUACUAUGGGCUCA